AUGGCGUCGCGCAAGGUUCUCCUCUGCAUCGCGCUUGCGCUUGCGGUGCUUGUUGUGGCGGCGCCGCUCGUCUUCGCCGCUGACGCCGAAAUUCGUGGAGACGCCAUGUCGAAGCUCAAGGCAAACCGUCGCGUGCUGUCGGACGACGACGGACACGACGACCACGACGACGACCACGACGACGACCAUCACGACGACAGCCACGACGAUCACGACGACGACCAUCACUACGGCGACGACGACCACUACUACAAGUCGCCCUCCAAGUCGCCCUCCAAGUCGCCCUCCAAGUCGCCCGGCAAGUCGCACGACUCCGACGACUGGUACCAUCGCUCUCCGUCCAAGUCUCCUUCCCGGUCGCCCAGCAAGUCUCCGAGUAAGUCGCCCGGCAAGUGGCACGACGACUCCGACGACGACAAGUGGCACCGGUCGCCGUCGCCCAAGUCGCCGUCGCCCAAGUCCCCGUCGCCGAAGUCGCCGUCGCCCAAGUCACCGGGCAGGUGGACCAGGACGCCGUCGCCCAAGACUCCCUCGCCGGGCAAGUCGCCUGCGGGCAAGCGCGACGAUCACCCCUGGGGCAAGUCGCCGUCCAAGUCGCCUGUGUGGGGCAAGUCGCCUGCGAAGGGCCACGACGACGACCACGACGGGAUCGACGACUCGCGCGAGCACCACUACAGCGCGGGAAAGCCCAGGUGGCAGCCAAGCCACUGA
Closterium sp. Yama58-4 is the source of this 711-nucleotide messenger RNA. The record is from the annotation of a GenBank genome assembly. NCBI's taxonomy places the organism in Eukaryota, Viridiplantae, Streptophyta, Zygnematophyceae, Desmidiales, Closteriaceae.